This is a messenger RNA of Sodiomyces alkalinus F11, 3850 nucleotides long. Its product is annotated as potassium/sodium eff. The transcript is spliced from 4 exons. Gene Ontology annotation, molecular function: ATP hydrolysis activity; ATP binding; P-type calcium transporter activity. The record is from RefSeq and is a predicted model, not a curated record. Lineage: Eukaryota; Fungi; Ascomycota; Sordariomycetes; Glomerellales; Plectosphaerellaceae. Gene Ontology annotation, biological process: calcium ion transmembrane transport; intracellular calcium ion homeostasis. Gene Ontology annotation, cellular component: plasma membrane. Bases 314 to 3607 code for a protein of 1097 amino acids.
GUGCUUAGCUUGCUCUUCUUCGCGUCGCUUCUGAAUAUCCGAGGCAUAUCCCUGAUCCCUCUCCCCUUCCCACCAUCCCACCGCCAUUAAUUCUAUUCUUGUCAUAGAAAUUUAAAUAUCGACAUCGUCAGGACGCUUCUCCACACCAGUCUCGUUGUCUUUGGUCACGUUAUUAUAUUCAUAUAUAAUCUAUUACACGGGACCUCUCAUUCUCGGUCUCAUCGAUGCUCUUCUUCGUUCCUUCGACCUAACCUCCCCUCCGACACCGUCCCUCCCACCCGCCUCAUCCACCGUUGAAAGGACACUGCCCACCAUGGCAGACCCGACCGUAGCCACCGGUGCCGAUGAGCCCUUGUCGCGGCCCGCCCACACCCUGCCGUACAGCCAGGUCGUCCAUGAGCUGGAAGUCGACGUGACACAGGGCCUAACUGCCGAUGAGGCAGCCAGACGUCUGGCCCAAUACGGGCCCAACGGCCUGGGCAAGCAGCAGAGCGUGAGACCAUGGCAAAUCCUUAUCGCUCAGGUUGUGAAUGCCAUGACCUUGGUCCUCGUCCUCGCCCUGGCAGCCAGCUUCGCUAUCCAAGCCUGGAUAGAAGGCGGCGUCCUAGCCUUCAUGAUCCUCCUCAACCUCAUCAUCGGCUUCAUCCAAGACCUCCAAGCCGCCCGGACCAUCGCCUCGCUCGAAUCCCUCAACUCGCCCACCGCCCGCGUCCUCCGCGCCGGCGCCACCGCCACCGCCACCGCCACCGCCACCGCCUCGUCGUCCUCCGUCGUCGUCAUCCCCGCCGCCGACCUCGUCCCGGGCGACAUCAUCGACCUCAAGACCGGCGACGUCGUCCCCGCCGACGCGAGGGUGCUGCACGCCGUCAACCUCGAGGCCGACGAGGCCCUGCUGACCGGCGAGUCCGUCCCCGUGCGCAAGGACCCGGCCGCCGUCUUCGACGACGAGCUCAUGAACCCCGGCGACCGCAUCAACAUGGCCUUCAGCUCCAGCACCGUCACCAAGGGCCGCGGCCGCGCCGUCGUCGUCGCCACCGGCCUGCGCACCGAGGUCGGCGCCAUCGCCGCCGCCCUGCAGGGAGACGGCGACGUCGGGAAGGGGAAGCUGAAGAAGGGCCCGGACGGAAAGGCGGCGGCCUCCAAGGACUACGCCCUCUUCGCCCUGGGUGCCACCUGGGACUGGCUUGGCAAGUUCCUCGGCGUCACUGUCGGCACCCCCUUGCAGAGGAAACUGGCCCAGCUGUUCCUGUACAUCUUCUUCUUUGCCAUCGUUUGCUGUAUCAUCGUGCUGGGUGCCAACGAGUUCCGCACGAGGACCGACGUCAUCAUCUACGCCGUCGCCACCGCCAUCGGUACCCUCCCCGUGACUCUCAUCCUCGUCCUUACCAUCACCAUGGCGGCCGGCGCGAAGGUCAUGGUGGAGAGGAACGUCCUGGUGCGUAACAUGCGCUCUUUGGAGGCGCUGGGUGGAGUGACGAACAUCUGCUCCGACAAGACGGGAACCUUGACCCAAGGCAAGAUGGUCGCCAAGAUGGCAUGGCUUCCUGGUCACGGCACCUACUCCGUCGACACCGGGAACGAGCCGUACAACCCCGAAGUCGGAACCACCAACUUCACGCCCAUUGAGCCCAAGGACAUCUCCUCCAAGGCCGAAUCGUCAGAAAUCCCCGUCAUCCCUGCGACCGAGGCUGCCACCCACGCCUGUCUCGGAGACUACCUCGACGUCGCGGCCCUCGCCAACCUAGCGACUGUUCGAAAGACGACGGGGGGAGACGGCCAAGGGGAGCAAGACACCGGCAAGUGGGAGGCAAACGGCGAUCCUACCGAGAUCGCCAUCCAAGUCCUCGCGACUCGAUUCGGCCGGAGCGGUCUUCCGGCCACAGCACCGUCAUCGUCCUCGCCAUCGUCCUCGUCCUCAUCGUCGACCUCGGAGUGGACACAACUGGCCGAGUUCCCCUUCGACUCGUCCGUCAAGAAGAUGUCGACCCUCUGCCGCAACACCACCACGGGCCAAGUCCACAUCUUCACGAAAGGCGCCGUCGAGCGCGUCCUCGAAAGCUGCGUCCACAUCGCCGUCGCCGGUGCGCCGUCGUCGUCCUCGUCCCCGUCUUCUCCCCUCACCGAAGCCGCCAAAUCCGACAUCCUAGCCAACAUGGAAGCCCUCGCCCGCCGGGGCCUCCGCGUCCUCGCCCUCGCCAGCACCGUCAUCCCCGAAGAGGAAGCCCGCCAAGGCAAGCUCGCCCGGACCUCCUUCGAGCGCGACCUCGUCUUCCGCGGCCUCAUCGGCAUCUACGACCCGCCCCGCCCGGAAUCCCGCCCCAGCGUCUUCAAGUGCCACCGCGCCGGCAUCGCCGUGCACAUGCUGACGGGCGACCACCCGGAGACCGCCCGCAGCAUCGCCACCCAGGUCGGCAUCCUCCCCGCCCGCAUCGACCUGCUGCGCGCCGACGUCGCCGCCAGCCUCGUCAUGUCCGCGCACGACUUCGACCGCCUGUCCGACGACGAGCUGGACCGCCUCCCGCAGCUCCCGCUCGUCGUCGCCCGCUGCGCGCCGUCCACCAAGGUCCGCAUGAUCGACGCCCUGCACAGGCGCCGCUGCUACGUCGCCAUGACGGGCGACGGCGUCAACGAUAGCCCGAGUCUGAAGCGCGCCGACGUGGGCAUCGCCAUGGGCCUGAACGGGUCGGAUGUCGCCAAGUCCGCCUCCGAUAUCGUCCUCAGCGAUGAUAACUUUGCGAGUAUCCUGAAUGCCGUCGAAGAAGGUCGUCGCAUCUUUGAUAAUAUCCAAAAGUUUAUGCUUCACGUUCUCGCUGGCAACGUCGGGUUUGUCUCCACCCUCCUCGUCGGCCUCGCUUACAAGGACAGCAGCGGGGUAUCCGUCUUCCAAGUGACGCCCGUGGAGAUUCUCUACCUCCUGCUCGUCGCCGCCGCCUUUACCGAGACGGGUCUUGGUUUCGAAGCUGCUUCGCCUGAUAUUCUGAACAGGCCACCUCAGAGUCUCAAAUACGGCGUUUUCACCCCCGAAUUCCUCGCCGAUCUCGUCGGCUACGGCAUCCUCAUGGCCGUCUGCCUCCUGAGCUCCUUCAUCAUCGUCCUCUUCGGCAUGUACGACGGAAACCUCGGUCACGACUGCAACCUGCGCUACUCGCCCUCGUGCGAGGGCGUCUUCCGCGCCCGGUCGACCUGCUUCGUCGCCAUGAUGUGGGUCUUCCUCCUCUUCGCCUGGGAGCUCGUCGACGGCCGCCUCUCCUUCUUCGCCGGCCUCGUUCGGAACCCGCGCGCCUGGGCCGCCCGCCUCUGGCGCAACCCGUUCCUCUUCUGGUCCGUCGUCGUCGGCUCCGUCAGCGUCGUCCCGACGCUGUACAUCCCCGUCAUCAACGACAAGGUGUUCCUGCACGCGGGUAUCGGGGCCGAGUGGGGCAUCGUCUUCGUGUCCGUGUUCUUCUUCUGCGCCGGCGCCGAGGCCUGGAAAUGGGCCAAGCGCGUCUAUCUGCGGCGACACAACAUGAUGGAGAGGAAGAAAGCCGGCGCCAGCGAGGAGGACCUAGAGGCAAGGGUGUUUGAGAAGUACUAUCUGCAAAGCGAGGGCAGUGAGAGUGAAAAGUAAAAGCGGCGGACGCAUUGUUGAAGCGAAAGGGGAAAAAUGAAAAGUCGUAUAGCUGCUAGUCCAAGUUGGAGGAUCGAUCGACCGUUUGAGACACCAGAUACCCCGAGGAGCGAAAAAGCGAUGGGAGGAUUUGUCGGCGCUCAAGGUUUUUGGCAGCGAUUCAUAUUCAAGGAAGAAGAAGCGGAAUGUAAAAUAGAGUGGUUCUGAUCGCAUCAUAGCCAGUACUUGGCCCAUAUACCGUGU